This is a messenger RNA of Rhinolophus ferrumequinum (greater horseshoe bat), 4762 nucleotides long. RefSeq names its product pleiotropic regulator 1 (gene PLRG1). Gene Ontology annotation, cellular component: Prp19 complex; precatalytic spliceosome; catalytic step 2 spliceosome. Bases 305 to 1723 code for a protein of 472 amino acids. The record is from RefSeq and is a predicted model, not a curated record. The transcript has 16 exons. Gene Ontology annotation, molecular function: protein binding. Gene Ontology annotation, biological process: mRNA splicing, via spliceosome. Lineage: Eukaryota; Metazoa; Chordata; Mammalia; Chiroptera; Rhinolophidae.
AGGGCGCCAGAUUCCGGAAGAGGCUGCAGUUGUGGCGGCGGUUUCUCUGUUGGUGAUUAGUAUCUUUCCUGCCAGAGCGGGGAAAUACACGGCAGCAUCAUGGUUGAGGAAGUACAGAAACAUUCUGUGCAUACACUUGUGUUCCGGUCGUUGAAGAGGACCCAUGACAUGUUUGUAGCUGAUAAUGGAAAACCUGUGCCUUUGGAUGAAGAGAGCUUCCCUCCCGCUGCUCUCAGAGCCUUGCUGAGCUGAAAUUGUACCUGGCCAGUACUUCUACUCCCAUCUUUUCUCUCACAAACGAAAAAUGGCAAUCAAGCUGAGGAAUGAGUAUGGUCCUGUGUUGCAUAUGCCUACUUCGAAAGAAAAUUUUAAAGAGAAGGGCCCUCAGAAUGCAUCAGAUUCAUAUGGUCAUAAACAGUAUCCUGCCAACCAAGGACAAGAUGUUGAAUAUUUGGUGACGGGUACACAUCCCUAUCCACCUGGACCUGGGGUUGCUUUAACAGCAGAUACUAAGAUCCAAAGAAUGCCAAGUGAAUCAGCUGCACAGUCCUUAGCUGUGGCAUUACCUUCUUCUCAGGCCAGGGUUGACGCAAACCGCAGUGCACCUGCUGGAGGUGAAUACCGACUUCCUGGGGCCUCUGACCGUUCGCAGCCUGCAGGAAUGACUUCGGCUGUUAUGGAGGGUGGUAAUGCCAAGAACUCUGCACUGAUGGCUAAAAAAGCCCCUACAAUGCCAAAACCCCAGUGGCACCCACCAUGGAAACUCUACAGGGUGAUCAGUGGGCAUCUUGGUUGGGUUCGAUGUAUUGCUGUGGAACCUGGAAAUCAGUGGUUUGUUACUGGAUCUGCUGACAGAACUAUAAAGAUCUGGGACUUGGCUAGUGGCAAGCUAAAACUGUCAUUAACUGGGCACAUCAGUACAGUGCGUGGCGUGAUAGUAAGCUCGAGGAGCCCAUACCUGUUCUCCUGUGGGGAAGACAAACAAGUCAAAUGCUGGGAUCUGGAAUAUAAUAAGGUUAUAAGGCACUAUCAUGGACAUCUAAGUGCAGUGUAUGGUUUGGAUUUGCACCCAACAAUUGAUGUGCUGGUAACCUGUAGUCGAGAUUCAACUGCACGGAUUUGGGAUGUGAGAACUAAAGCCAGUGUACACACAUUAUCUGGACAUACAAAUGCAGUUGCCACAGUGAGGUGUCAAGCUGCAGAACCACAAAUUAUUACUGGAAGCCACGACACUACAAUACGAUUAUGGGAUUUGGUGGCUGGAAAAACAAGAGUCACAUUAACAAAUCACAAGAAAUCAGUCAGGGCUGUGGUGUUACAUCCAAGACAUUACACAUUUGCAUCUGGUUCUCCAGAUAACAUAAAACAGUGGAAAUUCCCUGAUGGAAGUUUCAUUCAAAAUCUUUCUGGUCAUAAUGCUAUUAUUAAUACAUUGACAGUAAAUUCUGAUGGAGUGCUUGUAUCUGGAGCUGACAAUGGCACUAUGCAUCUUUGGGACUGGAGAACCGGCUACAAUUUCCAGAGAGUUCAUGCAGCUGUGCAGCCUGGGUCUUUGGACAGUGAAUCAGGAAUAUUUGCUUGUGCUUUUGAUCAGUCUGAAAGUCGAUUACUAACAGCUGAAGCUGAUAAAACCAUCAAAGUGUACAGAGAGGAUGAUACAGCAACAGAAGAAACUCAUCCAGUCAGCUGGAAGCCAGAAAUUAUCAAGAGAAAGAGAUUUUAAUGUGUCAUUGUCUUCUUGGUGGUUCCUUUCUUUUUUUUUCUUUUUUUCUUUUUAGUUUGGCAUUGAUAAGGAUAUCCAGUCAUUUUGUGCUCUGGCUAGGGAUAUAAAGCAGAAACUCACAUGCUUGAAUCAUUGCUGCUUUGUAAUUUACAAUAAACUGUCUCCCUUUCCAAUGUUUUUUAUUUCUAAAAUAAACAAUUUGAGAUCCCAGGAAGUAAGAUGCAGAUGUGAAGCAUAUGCAAGUUUGUUGAAUAUAACUAUUCUAAAGAUAGAAUAUUUUGUCAAUUUUUAUUAAAAAGUACCUUUUUUUUUUUUUAACUUACAGAACUGCUUACUAUAAUAGUACGUGUUAUGAGGGGAGCAGUCAGUUUUUUUUUUAAUCUUUGAAAACUAGUUAUCUGUGACUGGUAAUUUGGGAUUAAAGGAUUUGAAGUCUCAACUUACGUAUGUUUAUUCCACAAACAGUAUUUGAGUGCCUGUCCUGCAAAAUUCUGCACUAGAUACUGUUCAGGAAAUAGACAAAUAAAAUGUGUCUGUCCUCCAAGACUUCCAGUUUAGUAGCUUAUUAUAGAAUCUGGGUAGCACAGAGGAAAAUACCAUUAAUGUUUCCUGGGAGGAUUGUGGAAGACCUAAUACAGUAAAUGGUAUUUGAGCUGAGCCUUGAGAGGGCAGAGAAGGAAAAGGCUAUUCUAAGAGGAGGCAUAAAGUGAAUGAACCCAGACAUGUGAAAGUGUGGUGAGUUCUAGGAGCAAAAUAUUGUGUGCUGCAGUUGAGUGACUACAACUGGUUGGUGGUUGGGAAAUGUCAUGUUUUGAGUUUGGAUUUUAUUCCACAAGAAAUAGGAUGCCAGUGUAGGUAUCAAAACCUAGCAAAAUAACUGGAGAUACCAGUAGAAGUAUUUGAAGCUGUAGCAAGGGCUCUAGUCUUUCAUGAAGACUAUAAAAAAGUGAUUCUAAUACCUAUGCCUCCUUCUGGUAAAUGAAUUUUGUAAAUCCUGCCCAUCAGAUCCUCAUUCCCCAUCAGUCAAGAUUUGUCAAACUUUCUGUAGUUGGAGAAUAUGAUUACAAGAACAACUGAUUUAAAUUCUUUUUUUCAAAAUAAAAAGUUGCAUCAUAAUUUUCAAUAAGCAUUUCCAAAUUAUAUACAUCCCAUCUUGCAUGCUAUAGGUGGGAGUAUAAUUGUUACAACCUUUAGGUGGAUAGUUUUCCAGAGUAUAUUGAAAGUGCUUGAACUCUUUUGCUAACUUCAUUAGAAAUGAAAUUUCUUGGAAACUGCCUAAUAGGAAUAAUCCAGUAAGUGUACACAGGCAAGUUCAUUGCACCUUUGUGGUUUAAUAGUUAAAACUAGCCCAGAGGUCCUAUCAAUAAGGGACUGGUUUAAUAGAUUGUGGUACCUUCAUGCAGUUUAUUUCUAUCAAUUAAGAGUGAGGAAUGUCUGGACUAAUAAGAUGUUCAAACUUUGCUCUUAUGUAAGAAAAGUUGUGCAAGCAUUUUUUUGUAAAAUGACUUGUUAAUUCUCUAAAACAUAAUGGAGAAGUACCACCAUGUUGUUAUCAGUGGCUUUGUGAGGGAGUGCAAUUAUGGGAGAACUUUCAUGAUCUGCUUUAUAUAUUUCUAUAAUGUUUUAAUUUUCUAUAAGCAUGUAUUUUGUAAACUUAAAUAAAGAAGAACCCCACUACACUUGCAUCCCUGAGAGAUUCAAAUAUGCCUUCUAACAGAAGAAAAAUCAAAGAUGUGAAUAGUAUCCCAUCUCCAAAGGGCAAGAAGAAAUUACUAGUACAAGAUGAGAAAGAUAGCCCCCAUCGUCUUGCCUAGCAAGUUUCAACUAUUUGUUUGUUAGGUACAAAUACAAAUUCUGAAUAGCAUUUAAAAAGUUCAUUUCCCUGCUUCCUGGAUGCUCUCCUGUAUUUCGGUGUUCUUGAAUCCUCUUGCGAACAGUUCACAUAUGGUCUUGAAUCGCAUGUAAUUGUAAGCAGAAUUUUAUGCAUGUGCCCUUCUCUUACUGAGCAGAACCCCAACCCUGGAUUGAGCCGAAAUCUCUUACUGUGCCUAUGCCUUAAGUACACUCAAGCUGUAAAAAGUACCGGAGGGAAACAGCUGUGCUCGCUGGACUCUGUUGAUUUAUGAACACAUGGCUCAAGUGGGCCAUCAAUGAACACAUACAUGUUUCCACAGUUAAUGUCUUCUGCCAGGACCCUGUGAAAAAGGAUGAGCUACCCACUUAGGAAGAACUUCUCCAAAUAUACAAUUGUUGAUUUACACUCUCGUCUACUCAAGGACUUUGCUCCUAUGAUUAACCCCUUUCUCUGCACCAUAAUUUCCUUCCCUUUUAACCAAAUGAUUCUCAUCAACAAAUGUUUUAUUUUGAAUACGUAUUUAAUGUAUGUAUUUAAAUAAAUAGGCCUGCCUUAAAGACCUAAUGUUCCCUUCUAAGUAUGCACCCAUUUUUAACUCCUUUUGUAGCAAAACUAGUUUUCAUAAUCUCAUCUCUAUAAUUUCCUUGCUUUCCAUUCUCUCAACUGACUCCAAUGCAAAAAUAAUGAAAAUAAAUGUGUUAAAUAUUGUUCUUAGGAAAAUAGAAGAGACUUUAUAAGGGAGUUGAUAAAAAAUAAGAAAACAGUGAAAUACAGAUUUUGAAAAUAAACCUAAAUGUUGCCUUUUUGGUAUAAAAAUAAACUAGAUAAAUCAAUUAAAAAUAUUUAAAAAAUGAUAAAGGGAGUGGGAGAAAAGACAAUUCAAUUCUAUGCUAUUUUAAAGAGCCAAGUAAAAGGAUGAAAGAAAAAAAUUCUGUGAUUCCAGAAGAUACAGAAAAUUUAACCAGAUUCAUUACCAUAGAAACAGUUGUCAAGGAGUAACCUCUUAAGUUCACCACCGGUAUACGUCACCAAGCUCAUAGAGCUUCAGAAUGGAAUACUAACUAAUUCUAAUGCACUUUAAAUUUUUCUGGGACCUAGAUAAAUAAGGAAAGCUUUCAUGUGAGUAUAACAAAGAUACCCAAGUCCAAUACAGCACAAAUAAAGGAAAUUGUGAUUUCAUCUUG